Molecule: messenger RNA, 2013 nt
Organism: Anthonomus grandis grandis
Lineage: Eukaryota; Metazoa; Arthropoda; Insecta; Coleoptera; Curculionidae
Exons: 2
Coding region: 1-1254 (417 amino acids)
Source: RefSeq, a predicted model, not a curated record
AUGGAGGUAAACGUUUUUUUUUUUAAUUUAAGGUGCGAUUACUGUAAAUGUGAUGUUAAGGUAUCUGCAGGGAAAACCCAACUAGUAAAACAUUCUGAGACUGAAAAGCAUGUUAAAGCUUUGCAGAGAGCAUCAAUGGGCAAGCAAAGUCAAGUAAAAAUAAGUCAAAUGUUUGCAGAAAGUUCUAAAAAAAUAAGCAUUGAAGAAAAAGCGAAAGAAGGAAUUAUAAGAACUGCGGGGUUUCUAGCCGAACAUAAUCUCCCUAUGAAUUUGAUGGAGCAUUUCAUCGAGUAUCUCAAUGCUAUAGGCACUGAUUCAGAUAUUGUCAAACAAAUGAAAUGUAAACGAACAAAGAUGUCAAGAGUUUUACAAAAAGUUACAGGCUUGUCUCAAGAAUCUUGGCUACUUGGCCUAAUGAGGGAUAAUAAAUUUAGCAUUAUCAUAGAUGAGUCUACUGAUAACUCGUGCACCAAACAUUUAUGUUUAGUUGUAAGAAUGUGCAUUAAUUUUGACAUUGAAGACAACUUUUUGGCGGUAAUCUCAGUAGUAGAGACCACAGGGGCUGCACUUUAUAAAAUUUUAAUCAACUUCCUUACCGAAAAUGGUGUUCCAUAUAAGUCAAACUUUAUUGGCUUUGCUUCAGAUGGAGCGAGCAACAUGGUUGGCGUUAAUAAUUCUGUGGUCAGUCGAUUGCGAGAAAAUAUUCCAGGUAUAUUCAUAAUGAAAUGCAUAUGCCAUAGCUUUCAUUUCUGUGCAUUAUAUGCAUGCCACAAGUUGCCUGAGGAAGUGGAACAAUUUGCGAGAGAAGUAUAUAACUAUUUUUCAAAUAGUCCGAAGAGAGUGGAAGAAUAUAAGGAAUUCCAGGAAUUUGCAAAUGUCUCAAUAUCGAAGAUUUUACAUCCUAGCCAGACACGUUGGUUAUCUCUGGAAUGCGUGGUUAAAAGGCUUCUUAAUCAAUAUGAAGCUUUGAGGUUGUAUUUCGUAGAUCAGGCGUCUCUUAAAAUCAGUCAAGCAAAUAUUAUUUUAGAAAAACUAAACACGCCCGAAAAUAAAUUAUACUUAUCAUUUUUAUCGCAUGUAUUACCUAUUUUUAAUAGCUUAAACAAAUUAAUGCAAAGCGAAUCGCCCAAAAUUCACGUUAUUUAUAAAGAGGUUGCUAGAACAGUUAAAACAAUUUUAGAUUAUUAUAUUAAGGACGAAUAUCUAAAUGCCAACAUUGAAAAUAUAGAUUUUAAAGACCCUAGACUUUUUUAAAAUUUAAAUGACAUGUACUUUUCUGCCCACAUAAACUCUGCCGAUCUGGAGAAAAACCGACUCGACAUGGUAAAAUUAAGAUGUCUAGACUUUUAUAUUGAGAGUGUGGAGCAAAUAUUGUCAAGAUUUCCACUUAAAAACUCUGUGUUUCAGAAAUUAGAAUUUCUAGAUCCUGAGGUAGUUAAAUCAAGAAAAAUCAGGUCUAUAAGUAAUGUUUCUAUGUUGUUUCAAAAUUUAAUUCCUGCUGAUAUGCAAGUUAUUGACAAUGAAUGGUUGUUACUUAGAAAUUAUGAAAUUAAUUUUACCUGGAAAGGUAUUUGCGAUUUUUGGGGUAAAAUUGCUAAGAUUAAAUGUGUGGAAAAUACAGAAUCCCGGUUUCCCAAUUUAAGUAAUUUUGUGUUUAAUUUAUUAACUUUGCCGCAUUCCAGUGCUAACGUAGAGAGGGUGUUUAGUCAGAUAAAUUUAAACAAAACAAAACAGAGAAAUCGGUUGAAAACUCCUAUGAUAGCUGCUAUACUGCACACCAAAAGUUUAGUGGGCAGAGAAAACCGUAUUUGUUCAAAUUUUCCAAUAGGAAAAGAUUUGCUUAAAAAAUUAAAUAAACAAAUUUAUGAUUCCGAUGAGUCAGAAUAAAAUAACGGAUAUUUCGGAUUUUUGUUUUUCAGUUAUUUACUUUAAGAUUAUGUACGUUUGUUUACUUUAACAUAUAAUUUUAUGUUUUUAUUUAAAUUUGUUAAUAAAAAAGUAGAUAUUUUGGUA